GAAUCAUGACCCCAUGCUUUAUAACUGGCAUGACUUUCACAUUCUUUGUCACAAAUUCUAUACACCACUCUAUCCCCCGUUCUCUCUCGCCCGCUUUGGUAAGGCAAGAUAGUUCUGGCCAACAUGGUGCAAUCAAGGAAAUUCAGAGGUGUGAGGCAACGCAAUUGGGGCUCUUGGGUUUCUGAGAUUCGUCACCCAUUAUUGAAAAGGAGGGUGUGGCUUGGGACAUUCGAGACAGCUGAUGAAGCAGCUAGAGCAUAUGAUGAGGCCGCCAUUUUGAUGAGUGGAAGAAAUGCCAAAACAAACUUCCCAGUUGGUGAAAACCAAAUGGGAAAUCAUAGUUCAAGUACUUCAUCUUCCUCCACCACUACAUUGUCUGCAGUUCUGAGUGCAAAACUUAGGAAGUGUUGCAAGUCCCCUUCACCUUCCCUCACUUGCCUGAGGCUUGACACUGAGAAUUCCCACAUUGGUGUGUGGCAGAAGCGAGCAGGCCCUCGUUCUGACUCAAACUGGAUCAUGAUGGUUGAGUUGGAAAAGAAGAACAACAAGGGUCCUUCUUCUGAAUCCGAAUUGCCUGUUGUUGUUGUUGAUGAUGAUGCCCCAGAGAAGGUAAAGCCUGAGGAAAGCACUGGCUUAGAUGAGGAACAGAAAAUGGCCCUACAGAUGAUAGAGGAACUUCUGAAUAGGAAUUGAAUUGAAUUGAAUUGAAUUAGCCCCAUCAUCCCAACAUGCUUUUACUUUCACGUGGUGCAUGCAAGGAGUUUGCAAGUUCAAGUCCCCUUCUCUAGUCCCUUUCACUUCGUUUUAUUUCUUUGUUUGUCCCAAAUAGGAGAUAGGAGAGUGAGAGAGCUACUAUAUUCAUUUCGUGAGGAAUAAGGAUGUUUAGUGUCUGUGGCUCUGAAUGUUUCCCCAUGUGUGCGUAACUCCCUACCUACACUUCUCGCUGUGGUUAAACUUCAUUUCCUCUGUCAAAAAAACUAUUCCUUGCUUUUCGAAUUUUGAGUGUGUUCCACUCCAUGCAUAAAUUUUGUAUCAUCCUAUUAUUAAAUCAA
Molecule: messenger RNA, 1052 nt
Organism: Glycine soja
Lineage: Eukaryota; Viridiplantae; Streptophyta; Magnoliopsida; Fabales; Fabaceae
Product: ethylene-responsive transcription factor WIN1-like
Exons: 2
Coding region: 124-693 (189 amino acids)
Biological process (GO): regulation of DNA-templated transcription
Molecular function (GO): DNA binding; DNA-binding transcription factor activity
Source: RefSeq, a predicted model, not a curated record